Durotheca rogersii is the source of this 1887-nucleotide messenger RNA. RefSeq names its product class I glutamine amidotransferase-like protein. The record is from RefSeq and is a predicted model, not a curated record. The transcript has 5 exons. Lineage: Eukaryota; Fungi; Ascomycota; Sordariomycetes; Xylariales; Xylariaceae. Bases 338 to 1138 code for a protein of 266 amino acids.
GGGUGUUUCACAAUAACAGCCGUUGAGCUGAGCACGGCUCGUCGGCUGUUGGUGGCACAUCAGAGGGUACCUUAUAGGUACCUCAGGUGCUGAACUUCUGUGGUGCUUCGGGAGCUACGUAAUCUAGCCGCGUUGCCGAUCGCCGACUCGGCCUGCCCAACCCAGCAGGUGGUUACGUACCUACAGGGCCUGUCUGGUUCAGUCCAGGGAGGCCGUCGGGAACAGCCAUCCUUCACACUCUCGCAGCCUCUUCGCUAUCGCCAUCUCUACCAUCCCUUCGUCAUCAACGUUCGCCUGAAACACCCACGACGACGUCGAAUUGCACCUACACACAACGAUGGAGGACCCGCAGAUCACCUCCACCGGCGUUGCCACCUCUACGCCCAAGGUCCUCAUCGUGAUGGCCGACUACGGCCACGACCCCACAGAAACCGCCGUCCCCUACACCGCGUUCAAGAACGCUGGCUACGACGUCAAGUUCGCCACCGAGACGGGGCGCCCGCCGCGCUGCGACAAGAGGAUGCUGGAGGGGUUCACGCAGAAGCUGCUCGGCGCCAAGAAGGAGGUCGUCUCCCUGUACAAGAAGAUGGCCGUGAGCGACGAGAUGCGCCACCCGCUGUCCUGGUCCGCUCCGGGUUUCGCCUUCGCCCCCUUCGACCUCGUCCUCUUCCCCGGCGGCCACGACAAGGCCGUGCGCCAGCUCAUCGACUCGCCCGUCGUGCACGCCCUCGUCCUCGACUACUUCCCCCAGACCCGCAAGCCGAGCCGCAAGGUCGUCGCCGCCGUGUGCCACGGCGUCAUGGCCCUGUCCGAGUCCAAGGACGCGGCCGGCCGCAGUGUCCUGCGUGACUGCGUCACCACCGCGCUGCCGGCCAAGUUCGAGCAGGCCGCGUAUUGGAGCACCCGUGCCGUGCUCGGAGACUACUACAAGACCUACGGCCACGGAAGCGACGACGUCGAGACUGCGAUAAAAAAGGUCCUCGCCGACCCAUCUCAGUUCAAGGCCAGCCUCAACCCCGGCCCCUUCACCGUUGAGGACGAGCACUAUAAUUACAUCAGCGCCCGGUAUCCCGGAGACGCGGAGGUGUUCGCGGAAGAAAUCAUCAAGCUCUUCGAGAGCUUCAACAGGAUCGUAUAGGUACUUCUACUGAUUACUGGGUCCGUACGGAUGAUCUCUGCCAUCUCGCGAGCUCGUGGGCGCUUAAUUUGAUGGGUAUCUAGUUUGCCGUUGGCUUACCAUGUUGUAUUGCGUUUCGAGAAAAGGGAGGUUGGCUUAACGACGGCAUGAAGCGUGCACAAACAUGAAGUUUAAUACACUAAUUUCCGACAAUUGACUUCUCGGAGUCACCUAUUAGCACCUCUCUACGCCGAGUUCGUAGACUGUUUCAGCAUGUAGGAAUGCGAUCGCUCCUCAACGAGACCUACCUAAGACUACCGUAGGACCAAUGGCAUACCGAUGUGUCCCGGGAAACCUCCGGACGCCGGCGCCUCCCUAGGAUAGGAAUUUAUAUAGUGUCACGCAGGAAGCUUUCUGACUCUCCAUCUCUAAACAAGAGGUGCAUGUGUCUACAUGAAUUGUACUUGCGUCAUGUAGGUGUUGAUCGGGGUAGAGACUUCGAGCAUUGUGGAUGCCAUCUGUCACCACCUCUUGGGUGCUGACGUGCCACCAGAGGUGAACGUUCGACUUAUAACGUGCGCUUGCGACCUCUCCUUCUCGAGCCUCGCUAGCCCUAUCCUGUCCGUAAUGGGGGUAGCGUCGAUAAUGUUGUCAAAGUCAUCGUCGUCGUCGUCGUCGUCCCCGCUGUUUCUGUUGUCGGAAUCCGGUUCUAUAUCUGAAUCCACUUUAUACCGUUGUGAUUGGGGAAGAGGUAUUGUCUGCGCCUUCGG